This is a messenger RNA of Aplosporella prunicola CBS 121167, 828 nucleotides long. RefSeq lists its product as uncharacterized. The coding region runs from base 1 to 828 and encodes 275 amino acids. Lineage: Eukaryota; Fungi; Ascomycota; Dothideomycetes; Botryosphaeriales; Aplosporellaceae. The transcript is spliced from 2 exons. The record is from RefSeq and is a predicted model, not a curated record.
AUGUUCAACGGCAACAACCCCGAAACGUGGGUGUCGCGGCGCGGGGCUAAGCGUACCGUGCCCAUGGAGGUCAUUGUCGUGGGAAUGCCGCGAACGGGCACGCUGUCAAUGGUGACGGCGUUCGAGAAGCUGGGCUAUGAAGGCGUCUACCAUAUGAUCUCGUGCUUCGAAAACCCAUAUGACUGCGACAUGUGGCGUGAGGCCGCCGACGCAAAAUGGUUCGGCAAAGGCAAGCCGUACGGACGCGAGGAAUGGGACCAAUUGCUGGGUCACUGUAAGGUUGUGACGGAUUUUCCGCCUGCGGCCUUUGCCGACGACCUCAUCGCGGCGUACCCUGAGGCCAAGGUGGUGCUGACGCUGCGCGACGAGGACGCAUGGUUCAAAUCGGUGGACGCGACCAUUGGCGCGCAGAUGCGGUCAUGGCCGCUGUGGAUGCUGUCGAAGGUCGAGCCGGAGUUCCUGGGGCGCUUCAUGGGCAUGGCACCGAGGCUAUGGGAGGGCUUCUUCGGCGGACCCGCGUACCCCGAGGAGAAGACCAACAAGGCGGGCUUCAGGCGUCAAAACGAGCUCAUCCGCUCUCUCGUGCCUGCCGAUCGCCUGCUUGAAUACCGCGUUGGCGAGGGCUGGGAACGCCUGUGCGAGUUUUUGGAGAAGCCGGUGCCGGAGGAGCCGUUCCCCCGCGUCAACGACACACAGAACAUGCAUGUUGCCAGACGCCGCAUGCUCACCGACGCAGCGGCUAAGGUCGUCUCGAGAGCGGCAAAGAUUUCUGUGCCGUUGAUGGUUGUGGGCGUGGCUCUGUUCUUCGCCAGGAAGCGCGUUGUUUGA